UAUACAUGCAGGUAUUGUGACCUAUCUGGCUGGGGGUGGAAGCAAAGCUUGUAGUUUACUGGCUAAUGCCUGGCUACUGUAGCUAACGUUACUCUCAAAAGAAAAGUUGCUGAUGGGAGCUGGGUAGUUGCGGUGUCAGAGAUAAGACACACAAACACCAAGAGGGAAGAUGAGUCAACGUGAGCAGCAGGAUAACGUCCCAGCGUACCUCAAAGAUGAGCCUCCAGCAGACAGCAACAAGGAUCACCCAGUGCCCCAGCCAGGCAUGUUCUCCAGAGUGACCGGCGGCCUCUUCAGUGUCACUAAAGGUGCCGUGGGAGCCACUGUGGGUGGGGUUGCCUGGAUAGGAGGGAAGAGCUUCGACUUGACCAAGACCGCUGUCACCUCGGUGGCCGCUGUACCCGGCAUCGGGGUGGGGCUGGUGAAAGGAGGGGUGUGUGCUGUAGCAGGAGGCGUUUCUGCAGUAGGCUCAGCAGUAGCCAGUAAAGUUCCUAUUGGAGGGGGCAAGAAAAAGGACAAGUCUGAUUGAGGAGUGGCGGAAGACGGUGCAUUUUGGGUAUCGUGCAUGUCGUGUCUGAUCCGCCUACACUCUGGAGGGCUACGGAGCAAUCCAACAAUGUCGUGUGUAUUCACUUUUCAUGGAGGGCUCGACACUCUGAUUCGCGAGUGUCUAUGGACCACUCCCAUAUUAUAUGGCCUGGCCACUGAGGGUGAGAUUAAAUAAGGGGUUUUCUGUUCAGCAGUGCAGGGGCCACCACACCCAUCUUUGUCUGUAAUAUAAACCAGUGCCUCAAACUGAAAUAUGAAAUGACUGACUGAAUGUUGUAUUUACUGUAGAUAGAAGCCAACCAAGAAAACAUUAAGCCUAUUUUAUUGCGUAAUAUUUGUUCCAUCUCUCGGCCACCGUUGAAGAAACAUGCCGUGAACAUAUACCAUGUUUAGGCUCUGUUCAUGUUCAUUGCGGUGUUUGUUGAAAACUUGAACGUCACCUGGCAGUCAGACAAUCCGUGAUCAAUGACUAGCCCGGCACCUCUGACAGAAAAUAAAGAGGAUCUCA
Molecule: messenger RNA, 1057 nt
Organism: Oncorhynchus gorbuscha (pink salmon)
Lineage: Eukaryota; Metazoa; Chordata; Actinopteri; Salmoniformes; Salmonidae
Product: transmembrane protein 263
Exons: 3
Coding region: 170-529 (119 amino acids)
Source: RefSeq, a predicted model, not a curated record